GUAUCAUUGUGGAAAGUGAUGUUUCCAUUUAAAAUAAUAUUUCUGGAGGGAAAUAAUAUUUUGAAUACUUCACUAUUUAUAAGUAAUGUCAAUUCAGUUGCCUUUAAAUACCUGUUUGUACUUUGUAAUUAAUUCAAAAAGCCUUUGGGUUCGGCCGAAGACCUGGCAACUCUACUACUUGUGUAGACCUAAGCUUUUCUGGAGAAUAAAUUAUGUUAUCCCUCUUAGAGUUUUCCAUACAAACAAACCACAUUGUAAAUGGAGUAGAGGCAAAGCACUGUGGUAUAAUAAGUACCUCUACUGCCAUGACUUUUUGCAUUGCAGGAUUUCAAAACUUAGCACUUCUAAGAAAUUAACAAACAAUCGCAUGUCACGAUUUAAGAACACUUUAGAAUCUGUUUCAAAAGCUGUGUCUGGAACUCACAGUGAACUGGUUUCACGUAUCGCUCGUCUAAAACCGCGUUCCAGUACACUGAGCAAAUCAACUGAAGAAAAUGAGCAGGGAAAUACUUUUCACGUUAGGGUAGAAAGUGACAGACAAACUAACAUCAGGUCUCAGGAAGACUGUGAUGAUAGCUUAGAUAUAAAGAAGCCUGUCACGGCAAGUGGAGACCUAGAGCUGGGUGGUAUUAAUCAAGGUUCACGGAAAGAUCUUUCAGAUCUCAAAAACAGCCUUUUUCACGUUAGCUACUUUGCUACAAACUUUGGAGAAACAUACAACUUUCUCGCUGGUCACAUCAAUUGGUAUUUUAAUACAAGUGUUAUGGAUAAAGAGAAAAAAGGGAGCUCAUUCCCACCCAAACCAGAGAAUCAAGCUGGAGAAGCACUUGAUUCACCAGAAGAAGAUAUAUUAAGUAAUGAAAACAGGCUGGAUGUAGCAUCGGCUUUAAUUCCAUCAGCUCAGUCUCCAGAAUCUGCAAAAACAAGCACCACUCCUCCAGCUUCCAGCAAAAAAAGUAUUGCAAAUCUUCUUUCUUAUCCUAGUAACAGCGUACAGGCCUUUGUGGAUAGUUACAUUGGAGGGCUGGUACCCAAAUUACGGUCUGAUACAAAAUCUGCUGUGCAAGAAAAGAUGAGUAUACAAGAACCUGAGGAAGUUUUGAAAGAUGAUGAAGAGACCAAAAGUGCAGAAGAAAAAGAGAAGAGGCGGUCUCUUCAAAGGGAAAAGAUUAUUGCAAGGGUAAGUGUUGAUAACAGAACCCGGGCUUUAGCUCAAGCAUUGCGAAGAUCAUCUAGCAGAAGAGUCUGUAUCAACAGGGUUGAAGAAUUGACAUACCAUCUAUUGGAAUUUCCAGAUAGUAGAGGAGUAGCUAUUAAGGAAAAAAUCAUUCCCUGCUUGUUGCGUCUCAGGCAAGCAAAUGACGAAACUCUUGAGGCUGCUGUUAGGGAGGCAUUGGCUGUAAUUGGGUAUACAGAUCCUGUGAAAGGUUGGGGCAUUCGCGUUCUCAGUAUUGAUGGUGGGGGAACAAGGGGUUUAGUGGCACUUCAAACUCUUCGUAAACUUGAGGAGCUUACUGGAAAGCCUGUUCAUCAUCUCUUUGACUACAUUUGUGGAGUGAGUACAGGUGCUAUAUUAGCAUUUAUGUUGGGGAUAUUCCAUAUUCCACUGGACGAGUGUGAAGAACUUUAUCGCAAACUAGGAACUGAUGUGUUCAAGCAAAAUGUCAUUGUUGGGACCGUUAAAAUGGGCUGGAGCCAUGCAUUUUAUGACAGUGAAAGCUGGGAGAAAAUGCUUAAAGACCGAAUGGGAUCAGAUGUUAUGAUUGAAACGGCAAGAAAUCAGAGGUGUCCCAAGGUGGCUGCAAUUAGCACUAUUGUAAGCCGAGGGACACCAUUGAAAGCCUUUGUAUUUAGAAAUUACAAUCACCUACCUGGAGUCAAGUCUCACUAUCUUGGAAGUUGUCAGUAUAAAUUAUGGCAAGCAAUCCGAGCAUCAUCUGCUGCACCGGGUUACUUCCAGGAGUAUGGUCUGGGCAAUGACCUUCAUCAGGAUGGAGGGCUGCUCAUGAAUAAUCCUACAGCUUUAGCAGUACAUGAGUGCAAAUGUCUUUGGCCGAAUAUGCCUCUGCAGUGUGUAAUAUCCUUGGGAACUGGCCGAUACGAAAGUGAAGGGAAGACCAAUGUCACCUAUACAAGUCUGAAAGCUAAGCUGAAUAAUGUCAUCAGCAGCGCCACUGACACGGAAGAAGUCCACACUAUGCUGGAUGCUCUUUUACCUCCAGACACAUACUUCAGAAUUAACCCUCUGAUGAAUGAUGACAUACCUCUAGAUGAAAGCCGCAAAGAAAAGCUCAAUCAGUUACGGACGGAUGGCAUUCGAUAUUUAGAACGGAAUGAAGAAAAGCUGAAGAAAGCUGCCAAAAUAUUAACAGAGGAAAAAACAACUUUGCAGAGACUCAACGACUGGGUCAGAUUGAAGGCUGACAUGUACGAAGGACUACCAUUCUUUUCCAAGUUAUAAGUGUGUAAAGCAUGAAAAGUCAUAUUUCAAAGCAUA
This is a messenger RNA of Euleptes europaea (tarantolino), 2497 nucleotides long. It is a transcript of the gene PNPLA8, whose product is annotated as patatin like phospholipase domain containing 8. The coding region runs from base 86 to 2461 and encodes 791 amino acids. The record is from RefSeq and is a predicted model, not a curated record. The transcript is spliced from 9 exons. Gene Ontology annotation, biological process: arachidonate metabolic process. NCBI's taxonomy places the organism in Eukaryota, Metazoa, Chordata, Lepidosauria, Squamata, Sphaerodactylidae. Gene Ontology annotation, cellular component: membrane.